GGCCGCGGGUGAGAGUCCGAGAUUCGCGGGGGUGGGGCUGGCCGCACCUGCGAGCCCUCUGAGCCGCCGUAGCCCCGCCCCUCCGCGCGUGGCGCCCCGACGCUUAGCGCGCGGGCCGCUCUCUUUACAGAGGUCGCUCUUGUCCGAACGGGCGGCCUCUGCUGCGCCUGCGUGGUCGGGAGGGGAAGUGAGGCGGUUUCCUCGGCGCCUUUUCCGGCGGCGGCGGCGGCAGAGCUGGGAGGAGGCGGUGGAGGCCGGAGGAAGCCCGCGCUCGGGGCGGCGGCUGGAGGCAGCGCACCGAGUUCCCGCGAGGAUCAAUGACCUGACGGGGCGCCGGAGCCGCGCUGCCUCUCGGGUGGCCUGGGUCGGUGGUGAGCGUGGUGCUCGCGGACCGGGAGCCGGGCCGAAGGGCCGCAGUCUCCCGCGGCGGAGCGAGGAGAAGGCGGAGGAGCGGGAACCGCGGCGGCGCUCGCGCGGCGCCUGCGGGGGGAAGGGCAGUUCCGGGCCGGGCCGCGCCUCAGCAGGGCGGCGGCUCUCCCGGCGCAGACUCAGCGCCCCGGCGGCCGCGGCGACUGGAGAAAUCAAGUUGUGCGGUGGGUGAUGCCCGAGUGAGCGACGGGUCCGGGCCUUUCCCCCGAGGAGGUGACUCCCACGCAGGCCGCACGGGCGUCCUCGCGACUGGGAGGCUCCGUUUCGGUUUCGCGGCGGCGGCGGCGGCGGCGGCGUUGUUGGCGGAGGGGACCCGGGACACCUGAAUGCCCCCGGCCCCGGCUCCUCCGACGCGAUGGGGAAGGUGCUAUCUAAGAUCUUCGGGAACAAGGAAAUGCGGAUCCUCAUGUUGGGCCUGGACGCAGCCGGCAAGACCACCAUCCUGUACAAGUUGAAGCUGGGCCAGUCGGUGACCACCAUCCCCACCGUGGGUUUCAACGUGGAGACCGUGACUUACAAAAACGUCAAGUUCAACGUGUGGGAUGUGGGCGGCCAGGACAAGAUCCGGCCGCUCUGGCGGCAUUACUACACCGGGACCCAGGGUCUGAUCUUCGUAGUGGACUGCGCCGACCGCGACCGCAUCGACGAGGCCCGCCAGGAGCUGCACCGCAUUAUCAAUGACCGGGAGAUGAGGGACGCCAUAAUCCUCAUCUUCGCCAACAAGCAGGACCUGCCCGAUGCCAUGAAACCCCACGAGAUCCAGGAGAAACUGGGCCUGACCCGGAUUCGGGACAGGAACUGGUAUGUGCAGCCCUCCUGUGCCACCUCAGGGGACGGACUCUAUGAGGGGCUCACAUGGUUAACCUCUAACUACAAAUCCUAAUGAGCCUCUUCUCCGCCCAUCCCCCGGAAGGAGAGAAAUCAAAAACCCAUUCAUAGGAUUAUCGCCACCAUCACCUCUUUCAGUUGCCACUUUCUCUUCUUUGAAUUUGAACUCUGGAGUUACCGUUCUGCGGUUUGGGGGAGGGGGUUAGGGGUUUUCUUUUUUGUUUCUUUUCUUUUUUUUCUUUGCUUUGCGUUAGGAUGCUCUGAUCUGACUUUUGACAUGAACACAAAGUGCUAGAUGCUCUUGUUGACUUCCAGCAAAUGGGAUGGGGGAAAUAUAGCAGUUCUUGGUAAAUUCCUUUAUAAUAAUGGUUUGAUUUUUUUAUUUCGAGAGAAUCUUCUUUUCCAAUGUAUGCUUUUUUCCUUUUUGCCCAGUUUCCUUAUCACUUGCUGUAGAUGGCUUAUUUUGCAUUCAUGCAGACUGUGUUGCAAGUCUGUUUCACCUAGUAAACUGAAAAUUAUUGCUUAAUCAAA
Physeter macrocephalus (sperm whale) is the source of this 1788-nucleotide messenger RNA. It is a transcript of the gene ARF6, whose product is annotated as ARF GTPase 6. Gene Ontology annotation, cellular component: cytoplasm; focal adhesion; recycling endosome membrane. Gene Ontology annotation, biological process: vesicle-mediated transport; protein localization to endosome; regulation of dendritic spine development. NCBI's taxonomy places the organism in Eukaryota, Metazoa, Chordata, Mammalia, Artiodactyla, Physeteridae. The transcript is spliced from 2 exons. The coding region runs from base 785 to 1312 and encodes 175 amino acids. Gene Ontology annotation, molecular function: GTPase activity; GTP binding. The record is from RefSeq and is a predicted model, not a curated record.